UUUCUUGUUUGAAACCCAGCCCAACUCCAUGGCUCAAGGUGGCCUCGUUUGCCUACAAAGACAAGAGUACCCCUCUCCGUCGCACUCCUUAACCCUCUCCAGCCAGAGUUGUAGUGAACUCUUUGUCUCUCUGGUCUCUUCAAUGGCUUCUUCGUCUUCUUCUGCGGUUUCGGAACGAAGGGGUAUUCCCGGAGCUUCAUUCGUGGAAGAUGUUCAUACGUAUCUGACACAAUCAGGCUUGGAUGCAAACUCUGCCCUCGCGUUCCUUCAAGAGAGGCUUCAGCAGUACAAAUUGGUCGAGAUGAAGCUUCUUGCUCAGCAGAGGGAUCUUCAGGCAAAGAUACCAGACAUUGAGAAAUGCUUAGACAUAGUUGCCACAUUACAAGCUCAGAAGGGUACUGGUGAGGCAUUGAUCACUGAUUUUGAAGUAUCAGAGGGCAUAUAUUCACGGGCACGUAUCGAGGAUACUGAUUCUGUUUGUCUAUGGCUGGGAGCAAAUGUCAUGUUGGAGUAUUCAUGCGAAGAGGCUGUUGCUCUUCUACAAAAGAAUCUAGAAAAUGCUAGAGCUAGUUUAGAAGUCCUUGUUGGUGAUCUACAAUUUGUGAGAGAUCAAGUGACAAUAACCCAGGUCACAAUUGCUCGUGUGUAUAAUUGGGAUGUUCAUCAGCGCAGAAGUAGACAAGCUGCUUCCCCCAAGGAGUCUUGAAACUUCUCAUUUUCCUAGAUUGUUACCCUUGCAUUUAGGGCUGGCUUUGCCAAGCCAAAAGUUUGUUGUUCCAUCUCUGCUGUCUACCCCUUCUAUGAAGGUGAUUGAAAUGUUUAUCAAAUGGGGUCUAAGGCUUUUCUUUUCUUUUUUUUUUUUCUUGGGUGGGGGUGGGGAAGGGGGAGGGUUUGUUGCAAAAGAAGCGGAUAAUUGGGCUCUGGCUUGUGUUGUUUUCUGGUCUCAAGUUCUUUUUAACUGGAUAGAUCUAUUGUGACAUAAAACUGGUUUUGAAAUAUUAGGUUGUGCUUGAACUGAAUUACAUUGUACCAUUAACUGCCAAAAUUUAGUUUUAGUGGAAAGGUAAUUAAUUAGUGGA
Molecule: messenger RNA, 1079 nt
Organism: Macadamia integrifolia
Lineage: Eukaryota; Viridiplantae; Streptophyta; Magnoliopsida; Proteales; Proteaceae
Product: probable prefoldin subunit 3
Exons: 6
Coding region: 29-706 (225 amino acids)
Biological process (GO): microtubule-based process; protein folding; tubulin complex assembly
Cellular component (GO): prefoldin complex; cytoplasm
Molecular function (GO): tubulin binding
Source: RefSeq, a predicted model, not a curated record